This is a messenger RNA of Ambispora leptoticha, 1641 nucleotides long. The record is from the annotation of a GenBank genome assembly. NCBI's taxonomy places the organism in Eukaryota, Fungi, Glomeromycota, Glomeromycetes, Archaeosporales, Ambisporaceae.
AUUCCAAAGCAACUUGAGAUUGGGUAUGUGCCCCUCUCUAAUGGAGGACUAUUUCCUGGUCUUUAUUUAUUCACGUCUCCCGCGCGAAUGAUGCGACCAGUCAAAUAUUUGGCGACUUCAAAAACUGAUUUAAUAGGUUCAUUCGAACAGGUUUAUAUGAAUAUUGCUUGCCUGGAUGAGGAUAUUAUACCGGGAGUUACGACACACAAAGAAAUUUCGCCGACCAAUGUAUUAAGUAUUCUUGCAAAUCUAACUCCAUUUUCUGAUCAUAAUCAAAGUCCUCGUAAUAUGUACCAAUGUCAGAUGGCUAAACAGACGAUGGGCACUCCUUCCACAGCUCUAACAUAUCGAACUGAUAACAAAUUGUAUCGAUUGCAAACUGGUCAAACGCCCAUUGCAAGGCCUGAGAUUUACAAUAAAUACGGGUUGGAUUCAUUUGUAAAUGGAACUAAUGCAAUAGUAGCUGUUCUUUCGUAUACUGGAUAUGACAUGGAAGAUGCCAUGAUAAUUAAUAGGCAAUCGCAUCAUCGUGGAUUUGCCUAUGGUUUAAUCUACAAAUCAGAAGUUGUCGACCUUUCAGAGAUAAGAUCAAAUAUAACGUGUCAUUUUUUCCUCGGUGACGACGUAGACGAUGAAAUAAGGAAGAUAUUGGACAGUGAUGGGCUUCCUUUUAUUGGAGCCCGAUUAACGGAAGGUGAUCCAUUUUAUGCAUUUUUCGAUGACAUAAAGGGUGUAACUCGGGUGAAAAAAUAUAAAGGACCCGAAAUUGCCUAUGUCGAUCAAGUUCGCUUAUUCGGAGAUGAUUACGGUGAAUCAGAAGCGCAAAAAGCACAUAUUAAAUUGAGAAUUCCUCGGCCGUCAAUUAUUGGUGAUAAAUUUUCUUCGAGACAUGGACAGAAAGGUGUGUUGUCACAAUUAUGGCCACAAUAUGACAUGCCAUUCACUGAGAGUGGAAUGCAACCAGACAUUAUUAUAAAUCCACAUGCGUUUCCUUCUCGCAUGACAAUUGGUAUGUUUGUGGAAAGUUUAGCUGGGAAAGCUGGCGCGUUACAUGGUAUUGCACAAGAUGCGACCCCUUUCAAAUUCAACGAAGAAAACGCCGCAAUGGAUUAUUUUGGCAAACAGCUGCUUAGUGCCGGUUACAGUUACCAUGGAAAUGAACCAAUGUAUAGUGGAAUCACAGGAGAAGAGUUUCAUGCUGAUAUUUAUAUUGGUGUGGUAUUUUAUCAGAGAUUACGUCAUAUGGUGUCAGAUAAGUGGCAAGUUCGGUCUACUGGUCCGGUACAUAAUCUUACCUUGCAACCGAUUGGCGGACGAACACGGCAAGGUGGUGUAAGGUUUGGUGAAAUGGAACGUGAUUCGUUGUUGGCACAUGGAAUGAGUUUUUGUCUACAAGAUAGGUUGAUGAAUUGUUCUGAUUAUUCACAGUGUUUAAUAUGUCAAAAAUGUGGCUCAAUAUUCUCGCCUAUAUCAUUACACCAUCAAACUCAAAAUCAAAGACGCACAAAACAUCAUGUACGAUGCGUUCUUUGCGAUUCGUCAAACUAUAUUGUUCACAUAAAAAUACCGUUUGCCUUCAAAUAUCUUGCAACGGAAUUGAUGUGUAUGGGAGUUAAGAUGACGCUGGAAACAAAGCCAUAA